Messenger RNA from Phycomyces blakesleeanus NRRL 1555(-), 234 nucleotides. RefSeq lists its product as hypothetical. The transcript is spliced from 2 exons. NCBI's taxonomy places the organism in Eukaryota, Fungi, Mucoromycota, Mucoromycetes, Mucorales, Phycomycetaceae. Bases 1 to 234 code for a protein of 77 amino acids. The record is from RefSeq and is a predicted model, not a curated record.
AUGGAACUCUCGAUCAAAACAAACGUAGUCUGCCUAGAAAAGGAACGCAAGGCAGAAGAGUCUCGAAAAAAGCUCUUAGAAGAUGAGCUAAAUAACCCUGAAGAACGAGAACGCUUGGAAGAAUUAGAAAAAAGAGAUUAUUACAAGUACACUCAUGAGUUGACUCGUGUUGAUCACAACGAACAUUGUACAGGAUUUCUGGAGACCUUUGGGAUAACGAUAAAUAAAUCUUAG